AUGUCGUACUUGCGGACGUUCCAGAGGGCAUUCCUGGUGGCUUCCCGCUCGCUUGAGAGGACCAAGCCCCUCAAGUUUGCUGACAUUAAGUCCAUCAAGUUGAGGGCCCCCAUCGUGCCUACUCACAAGAACUUUGAUGUUUCUCCAGACCAUCCAUUAUGGGCAUUUUUCCCUGAAGGAAGCAACUCCGAGACAUGUUUCAGAGAGCCAGAAGAGGUCAGCUCUGAUUCACGUGCUUGGACUAUGACCGAGUUGCGCAGAAAGUCGUUUGACGACUUGCACAGAUUGUGGUACUUGAUAUUGAAGGAAAGAAACAUCUUGGCCAGAGAAGUCAGAUUGGCUCAGUCCAUUGACUUCAUGAACCUUACCAGAUACGAUGAUAUGGAUGGCAGAUUAAAGUUGACCCAGAAGAGAAUCAAGCAGACGCUAUUGGAGAGACAGGUUGCCUAUGAGAGAGCUCAAUUAUUGUCUGAAGAACAGCAGGAGUAUUUGCAGAGCUUCAAGGAAAAAUACAUAGAUGCUGAUGAGACGUCUAUUGGUACUUUUAAUGACAAACUCGUGCGUUUGCAAUAUGCUUUAUUUGGUAUCGAACCCAACUUGUUGGAAUGCAAUUUGGAGGAGGACAUCAACGUUAAAUUCGUUGAGGGUCUCAACUACGUGGCCAACUUGAAGUUGGAACGACACUUGAAAGAUUUCCCUGAAGCCUUGGAGUUGCCUUUGAAGGGUGUCAUGGAGGAGUUGCCAUUUUUGUUGCGCGAUGUUGAGGAGGCCAUUGAAGAGAUUAAAGCUAUGAGAGAAGCUGGCCACAGCGUCAAGCUCGACAAGAUCGAUGUGUUCCCGUUCUUAAGAAAUGCAUUGCAGGCUGCCAAGGACAGCAUGACUGCCGAGGCUACUGAGGAAAAUUAA
Molecule: messenger RNA, 906 nt
Organism: Sungouiella intermedia
Lineage: Eukaryota; Fungi; Ascomycota; Pichiomycetes; Serinales; Metschnikowiaceae
Source: the annotation of a GenBank genome assembly